This is a messenger RNA of Cajanus cajan (pigeon pea), 4582 nucleotides long. It is a transcript of the gene AFH14, whose product is annotated as Formin Homology 14. The record is from RefSeq and is a predicted model, not a curated record. Lineage: Eukaryota; Viridiplantae; Streptophyta; Magnoliopsida; Fabales; Fabaceae.
AUAGCCGUACAGUAUCAAAAUCAAAAUAAAAAUAAAAAUAAAAAAUAAAUUAUAAAACAGUCCUCUAUGAAUAUUAAUCACAUUCCCAAUUUCAAAUUUCAAAACCAAAACUCUCUCUUCUCUCUCUCUCAGAGAGUCAGAGCUUCAUACAUAGCUUGAAAACUCCACUCCCAAAUUCCACAUGCCACAACAAUGUCUCUUCUCAGCAGAUUCUUCUACAAGCGCCCCCCCGAUGGCUUACUCGAAUUCUCCGACAGAGUCUACGUCUUCGAUUCCUGCUUCUCCACCGAAGCAUUGCCCGAAGGAAUGUACACCCUCUACCUCCGCCAAAUCCUCGCCGACCUCCACGAGGACUUCCCGGAAUCCUCCUUCCUCGCCGUCAAUUUCCGCGACGGCCAGCGCCGCAGCCACUUCGCCGAAGUCCUCUGCGACGCCGGCGACGUCACCGUCGUCGACUACCCCAAGCAGUACGAGGGCUGCCCCCUCCUCCCCCUCUCCCUCGUCCACCACUUCCUCCGCCUCUGCGACACGUGGCUCGCCGACACCGCGCACAACGUGAUUCUCUUCCACUGCGAGCGAGGGGGGUGGCCCCUCCUCGCGUUUCUGCUCGCAGGGUUUCUCGUCUUCCGAAGGGUGCAGGGUGGUGAAAGGAGGACUCUUGAGAUGGUUCAUAAGGAAGCUCCUAAAGGGCUGUUGCAGCUCCUGUCGGCGCUGAACCCCUUGCCGUCGCAGCUGCGGUAUAUUCAGUAUGUGGCGCGGAGGAACAUUGCGGCGGAGUGGCCGCCGCCGGAGAGGGCGCUGUCGCUGGACUGUGUUAUACUGAGAGGGGUUCCCGGGUUUGAUGGGGGGAAUGGGUGCAGGCCCUUCUUUAGGAUUUUUGGCAGGAAUUUGCUUAGUAAAGGGGGGCUUUCAACGCAGAUGAUUUAUAACAUGCAUAAGAAGAAGAAGAGUUUGAGGCAUUAUAGACAGGCAGACUGUGAUGUGAUCAAGAUUGAUAUUCAAUGUUUAGUGCAAGGGGAUGUGGUGUUGGAGUGUGUGCAUUUGGAUUUGGAUCCAGAGAGGGAAGUGAUGAUGUUCCGGGUGAUGUUCAACACGGCAUUUAUUCGGUCCAACAUAUUGAUGCUGAACACUGAGAAUUUGGAUAUUCUUUGGGAUUCAAAGGAACGGUAUCCGAAGGGCUUUCGGGCUGAGGUUUUGUUUGGGGAGGUUGAAAGCAUAAGUCCCCCAAGAGCUCCAACAACUAUUUUAGAUGGUGAGGUGAAAGGUGGAUUGCCCAUUGAGGCAUUUUCAAGGGUUCAAGAACUUUUUAGUGGCGUAGAAUGGGUUGAAAGUGGUGAUGCUGCUGCUGUCUGGCUGCUCAAACAGCUUACGGUCUUAAAUGAUGCCAAAGAGUUUUCUAGGUUUCAAGGUAGAGGAAGUUGGUACUCAUCACCUGCAGACUCUGAAGAAGAAAAUAAUGAAUCGAGCACUGCUGAUAGUUCAGAUGAGGCCUUUGAUGUUAUUCCCAGGUCUUCUGCUGAUCACUCGAGAUUUUUGACAUCUGACACCCCUGAUUUGGUCCAUUUAGCUUUUGAGAACAAUGGUGGAGAUUAUGUAAAUCUAACUUCAGGAACACCUGAUCAGUUAUUGACUGAUAACGUUUCAUCAGCUCAUCAUGCUCCAAGUAAGGAAUAUUCUCCUUGUUCGUCUCCACCAUUGCCUUCGUCAGUUCCCACUACUAAACCUCUUCCAAAACCAGAACUACCACCUCCACUAACUUCUAAUGAAGGCCACCCUUUAGCUCCAUCUCCACAUCCGAUGGUUCAAACUGUGAACAAUGCUUCUACAUUGCUUUCAACUCCUCCACCUCCUCCUCCCCCUCCACCUCCUAUAGGUUGCAAUGCCAAUAUUGCUCCUAGUCCUCCUCCACCACCUCCUCCUCCUCCUCCUCCUGGUCAUGUACAAACAGGUUCAAUCCCACCGCCUCCUCCUGCAGGUCCUGUGCAAAUAGGUUCAGUCCCACCACCUCCCCCUCCUCCUCCAGGUCCUUUUCGAACAGGUUCUGCCCCACCACCACCACCACCUCCACCACCUCCUCCCCCUCCUCCUCCAGGUCCUGUACGAACUGGUUUGGCCCCACCACCUCCUCCUCCUCCUCCUCCAGGUCCUUUCCGAACAGGUUCUGCCCCACCACCUCCACCUCCACCUCCCCCAGGUCCUGUACAAAUGGGUUCAGCCCCACCACCUCCACCUCCUCCUCCAGUCCCUGUAAGAAUGGGUUCAGCUCCACCACCUCCACCUCCUCCUCCAGGUCCUGUACAAAUGGGUUCAGCCCCAACACCUCCACCUCCUCCUCCAGGUCCUGUACGACCAGGUUCAGCCCCACCACCUCCACCUCCUCCUCCCCCAGGUUCUGUACGACCAGGUUCAGCCCCACCCCCUCCACCUCCUCCUCCAGGUCCUGUACGACAAGGUUCAGCCCCACCACCUCCACCUCCUCCUCCAGGUCCUGUACGACAAGGUUCAGCCCCACCACCUCCACCUCCUCCUCCAGGUCCUGUCCGAACUGGUUCAGCCCCACCACCUCCACCUCCUCCUCCAGGUCCUGUCCGAACUGGUUCAGCCCCACCACCUCCACCUCCUCCUCCAGGAUCUGUAGGAACUGGUUCAGCUCCACCUCCUCCUCCUCCUCCUAGUUUACGAACAGGUUCAGCUCCACCACCACCACCUGCGCCAAAGCCUCCAAGUGCUCCUCCUCCUCCACCCGGCCGUGGUGCACCAUCAGUUCCACCUCCACCUCCUGCAGCUAGGGCUUCUGGUGUGGCACCACCACCAGGAAAAGCUUCAACAAAUGUUGGAAGAGGUCGUGGUACUGCUACUGCUCCUAAGAAAACUUUGCUGAAACCCCUACAUUGGGUGAAAGUUGCUCGAGCUGCCAAGGGAAGUCUAUGGGCUGAUUCACAGAAACAGGAUAGUGAAACAAGGGCCCCUGAGAUAGAUAUAUCAGAACUUGAGAGUCUGUUUUCAGCAGCUUCUGCUUCUGAUGGGAACAGUACUAAAGGUGGAGCUCGUCGUGGUCCUAAUAUUAAACCUGAGAAAGUACAAUUGAUUGACUUGCGUAGAGCAUAUAAUUGUGAAAUAAUGCUCUCUAAAAUCAAAAUUCCUUUGCCAGAUAUGCUUAAAGCAGUCCUGGAAUUGGAUUCUUUGGUUUUGGAUAUUGAUCAGGUUGAGAAUCUCAUCAAGUUCUGUCCCACAAAGGAAGAAAUGGAGAUGUUAAAGAAUUAUACGGGAAACAAGGAGAUGCUUGGAAAGUGUGAACAGUUUUUUAUGGAGCUGAUGAAGGUUCCACGUGUGGAAUCCAAAUUAAGGGUUUUUGCUUUUAAAAUCACCUUUUCUUCUCAGGUGAACGAUUUAAAGUCAAAUUUGAACACAAUCAACCAUGCAUCCAGAGAGGUGAAAGAAUCUGGAAAAUUGCGUCAAAUAAUGCAGACUAUUCUUACAUUGGGCAAUGCCUUGAAUCAAGGAACAGCACGGGGAUCAGCAGUAGGAUUCAAAUUGGAUAGCCUUCUUAAAUUAUCGGAUACUCGUGCAAGAAAUAACAAAAUGACUUUAAUGCAUUAUUUGUGUAAGCUUCUCGCUGAGAAAAUGCCAGAAUUGCUAGAUUUUGACAAGGAUCUUGUCCAUUUGGAAGCAGCUUCUAAGAUUCAACUAAAAGCAUUGGCUGAAGAAAUGCAAGCUGUGAGUAAAGGUUUAGAGAAAGUUGAGCAAGAACUCAUUGCUUCUGAAAAUGAUGGUGCUAUAUCUACAGGAUUUCGUAAGGUGUUGAAGAAUUUUCUUGAUAUUGCUGAAGCUGAUGUGAGGUCCCUUAUAUCUUUGUAUUCUGAAGUGGGAAAAAGUGCAGACUCUUUGUCCCAGUACUUUGGAGAGGAUCCAGCUAGAUGCCCCUUCGAACAAGUGACACAAAUCCUUGUUGUCUUUGUCAAGAUGUUCAACAAGUCGAGGGAGGAGAACGAAAGGCAGGCGGAUGCUGAAAAAAAGAAAUUAGAGAAAGAAGCCCUGAAAGAAAGAACAGCAAAUAACUUGCAUCCCAAAAAAGACACUGUUCGUUAGAUGCCUAAACAAGCAAGUUGCAUGGUUACUCUCAGUUCAAAUGCACUGCGUUAUACGUUCUGGAUUAUCUCAAAUGCAAUUCAUGCAUAUUUGCAUGCAUCAUCGGGGUUUAUUCCUCCUAAAGAUGAUGCUGGCCGUUGGACGCCUGUGAUGAUUAAUCAGUUCCUUAUAGUUGGAUCAACGUGCCUCUCCCAUUGUGCUGCAGUGCUGCUAAAGGAGAAAUACAUGAACAGGCUGCUGGUCUUUUGUAAUUAUACCACAAGGCAACUCAUAUAGAAAAAUCACGCUUUCUUCCUCUUUAAAAUGUAGAGGCCAUAAAUAAUUUUUUGAAGUUCAAUUUUUCUUAUGCUUUAGAACAUUGCAGUUCUCCUUUUUUGUAAUCUAGCUGCAGAUAGUUUUUGUAUUCAAAAACACUUUGGAUAUAUGAUAACGAAUUCUCCCCCUGUAAGAUAUAAAACCAUAAUCAUCAAUCAAUAUUCAUUGCUGAAUAAAG